AUGGACGUCGCCACCUUCGGUUCUACCAGUUCGCCAGCAUCGGCACAGUUUGUGAAAAACAAGAAUGCCGUUGAGUUCGCUGACCGUUUCCCUCGAGCUGUCGAAAGUAUAGUGAAGAAUCACUACGUUGACGACUUUCUCGACAGCUUCGAAAACGAAGAAGAAGCGGUGCGCGUGUCCCAGGAGACCAGCUUUAUCCACCUACAUGGAGGCUUUCAGCUUCGAAACUGGCUGUCGAACAGUGCUGAGUUGUUGAAGGAGAUGAAGGAGGAAGGUCCGAAUGAUAGUAAAAGUUUCUGUUUAAACUCAGCGGAAGGGACUGAUCGAGUGCUGGGAAUGUUGUGGCUGACAGUGAAUGACGAAUUACGAUUCUUUAUGAAAAUGAAGGACGAGAUCCAGCUUGUGAUCGACAAAGGAGAACGCCCAACAAAACGGCAACUUCUGAAAUGCCUGAUGGGAGUCUUCGAUCCACUAGGACUUCUGAGUGUGUUCCUGAUUCACGGCAAGAUUUUGCUCCAAGACGUAUGGCGAGCCGGCUUGUUGUGGGACGAGAAAGUACCGGAAGACAUCUUCGACCGAUGGACCAGGUGGACAGAGUUGUUUCCGGAGAUUGAAGACCUACGGAUCUCACUGUGCUACUUCACCAGAGCGACUGCAGACACCUACAAAGCUCUUCAACUUCACAUCUUCGUCGACGCGAGUGAAGCCGCGUUUUCCGCCGUAGCCUACUUCAGAACGGCCAAAUUUGAGAGUGAAGCUGAGUGCUCGUUGGUUGCUGCAAAAACAAAGGUUGCGCCACUGAAACCGCUCUCGAUUCCGCGUUUGGAGCUGCAAGCAGCGGUCUUGGGGAGCCGUUUAAUGACAACCGUCUUGGAGAGUCACACCGUUGAAGUGAAGCGAUGCGUUCUCUGGAGUGAUUCCGCAACGGUACUGGCCUGGUUACGGGCCGAUCAUCGUCGUUAUAAGCAAUAUGUGGCGUGUCGCGUUGGAGAACUGCUAUCAAUAACUGAGGUUGCACAGUGGCGCUGGGUCCCCAGUAAAUUAAAUCCCGCGGAUGCGGCUACGAAAUGGGGCAAGAAUCCGUGUCCUGGAACUGGUGACGUCUGGUUUAAAGGCCCGGAAUUCCUUCAACAACCCGAGGAGAACUGGCCCAAGCAAACAACAACUUCUAUUCCUCCAGAAGAGGAGCUCCGACCAUGCUACAUAAUACAACAAUCGCUUGUCCCUGAAGCUAUCGUGGAGUUUACCCGCUUCUCCAAAUGA
Molecule: messenger RNA, 1263 nt
Organism: Toxorhynchites rutilus septentrionalis
Lineage: Eukaryota; Metazoa; Arthropoda; Insecta; Diptera; Culicidae
Exons: 1
Coding region: 1-1263 (420 amino acids)
Source: RefSeq, a predicted model, not a curated record